This is a messenger RNA of Daphnia pulicaria, 1561 nucleotides long. Its product is annotated as TBC1 domain family member 13-like. The coding region runs from base 100 to 1296 and encodes 398 amino acids. The transcript is spliced from 10 exons. Gene Ontology annotation, biological process: intracellular protein transport; activation of GTPase activity. The record is from RefSeq and is a predicted model, not a curated record. NCBI's taxonomy places the organism in Eukaryota, Metazoa, Arthropoda, Branchiopoda, Diplostraca, Daphniidae. Gene Ontology annotation, molecular function: GTPase activator activity.
GGCGGAUCGAUUCCUUGGGGGGCAGUUCGAGUUAUAUUUUGACAGCUGUGUAUUUUCCGAAUUUUCAUUUUAGUCUUGUUGAUAUUUCACAUAUUUUUCAUGGCAGCUUAUCGUGAAAAAAUAAAUGAGCUUCAGGAGCUAUUGAAAGAAGACAACAUAGAUUUCAAGUUGUUUAGAAAGCAAUGUUUUCGAGGUGUCCCAGAUGACAGUGGUUUACGACCACUAUGUUGGAAACUCUUACUUAAUUACCUUCCACCUAACCGUAAACAGUGGAAAGAAGUCUUACGAAGCAAGAGAGAACUCUACAAACAAUUUAUAGAUGAAAUGGUAGUUGCACCUAAAGAUGGAAGGACAGAUUGUCCCAGAAUUGAUGUUACUAUGGAUGAUCACCCACUCAGCAUUAACCCUGAUAGUAAAUGGCAGACCUUCUUUAAGGACAAUGAAGUUCUUCUACAGAUCGACAAAGAUGUCAGGAGGCUUUGCCCUGAUAUUUCAUUCUUUCAACAAGCAACCGAUUUCCCAUGCCAGGAAAUUGUAGGAGGACCAGAUUCAGAUUCCAUUCGGCUUCAUAAUCGAGUACAAUAUACAGCUCUUAGUGCGGGCAACGUCGAGCGCAGAGGAAUCGGAAUGAAUAAGGUGUCUUAUACAGUCAGAAAAGCCCAAGAAGAUUACGCGGUUUUGUCUUCUGGCCAAGAGGCUCAUUGGGAAGUUGUCGAGCGAAUUUUGUUCAUCUACGCAAAACUGAAUCCGGGCCAAAGUUACGUUCAAGGAAUGAAUGAAAUCAUCGGCCCGAUUUAUUAUCUCUUUGCUACUGACGCCGAUAGUGACUGGAGGGAAUAUGCUGAAGCCGACACAUUUUUCUGUUUCACCGGUUUGAUGUCUGAGAUUAGAGAUUUCUUCAUUAAAACUCUUGACGAGAGUGAAAUGGGCAUAAACGGCCUGAUGAACCGCCUGAUGCGGAAGCUGAAAGAGUGCGAUCCCCAGGUCUGGAAUCGGCUGAAAAACCAAGAAUUAGAACCUCCAUUUUAUUCUUUUCGGUGGCUGACUCUUUUAUUGUCUCAAGAAUUCGAAUUGCCCGAUAUUUUGCGGAUAUGGGAUUCCCUUUUUGCUGAUGAGAACCGAUUCGAAUUUCUCAUCUACGUUUGCACUGCUAUGAUUGUGCUUUUGAGAGAGAAUCUUUUAUCGGGAGAUUUCCCUUGCAACUUGAAACUUCUACAGAAUUUCCCGUCCAUGGAUGUCCACAUCGUGUUGGACUGCGCCGUACAGCUGGCGCUAAGCUGUUCCCUCUCGUCAUGAGCCUCUCGUCACGUGGCUAUUUAAAUCUGGAUUUUCCCUCUUCGUCAUCUUCCACAUUAUCUGAUAUAUAUAUAUAUUGCCAUUCAACUUUUUCAGUUGUUUAUUACUCUUAAUCCCGUUGCCUGAUAUCUUUUGUUGUGUGUCGUCUGUGAUUUUCGCCGAGCUUUGCGCUCGCGCUCUGCUACAGCAGAAUGGACCAUGUCUGUUGUAACUUACUCUUUCUUGCCUUUCCAUCGUCAUACACAUCAUUUUGAUCGCAGAAAGA